Hippocampus comes (tiger tail seahorse) is the source of this 1448-nucleotide messenger RNA. It is a transcript of the gene sparc, whose product is annotated as secreted protein, acidic, cysteine-rich (osteonectin). The transcript has 10 exons. Bases 128 to 1096 code for a protein of 322 amino acids. Lineage: Eukaryota; Metazoa; Chordata; Actinopteri; Syngnathiformes; Syngnathidae. The record is from RefSeq and is a predicted model, not a curated record. Gene Ontology annotation, molecular function: protein binding; calcium ion binding; collagen binding. Gene Ontology annotation, biological process: anatomical structure development.
GGGGAAAAGUGGGAGCGGGGAAGGGGUGGGGGUGGCGUCCUACCACAGUGGGAAGCGUUCAGAAGCCCUCAAAGAUCAUCUUCAUCUUGACUUGUCCGCUGCUUCUCUGCUCCCAAAGACACUGAAGAUGAGGGUGUGGAUCAUCUUCCUGGUUUGCCUGGCUGGACACGCCAUGGCCGCUCCUACUGAGGAGCAGCCGAUGGACGAGGCGCUGGUGCCGGUCGAGGAGCAGCCGAUGGACGAGGAGCUGGUGGCGGACGAGGAGUUGGUGGUGGACGAGCCCGCGGCGGAGGAUUCGGUUGUUGAGGAGACGGAGGUUGGCGCCAACCCGGUUCAGGUGGAGAUCGGCGAGUUUGACGAGGCCAUCGAGCUGGAAGACGACGUUGCCGAGAACCCAUGCCUGCAGCACGAGUGCAAGAAGGGCAAAGUGUGUGAAGUGGACGACAGCAACACCCCCAUCUGCGUGUGUCAGGACCCCUCCACCUGCACCCCCGCCGAGGGACAGUUUGAGCACGUUUGCGGCACAGACAACAAGACAUACGACACUUCCUGCCACUUCUUUGCCGCCAAGUGCGCCUUGGAGGGAACCAAGAAGGGUCACAAACUGCACCUGGACUACAUCGGGCCAUGCAAAGAAAUUGAGCCCUGCUUGGACAACGAGCUGAACCAAUUUCCUCUGCGAAUGAGGGACUGGCUGAAGAACGUCCUGGUGACUCUGUACGAGCGUGACGAGGACAACAACCUGCUUACUGAGAAGCAGAAGCUCAGGGUGAAGAAGAUCUACGAGAAUGAGAAGAGGCUGAAGGCGGGAGAACACACCCUGGACCUGCUGGCUCACGACUUCGUCAAGAACUACAAUAUGUAUAUCUUCCCCGUGCACUGGCAGUUCAAACAACUGGACCAGCACCCCGCCGACGGCUACCUGACGCACAGCGAGCUGGCGCCCCUGCGCGCCCCCCUCAUUCCCAUGGAGCACUGCACCACGCGCUUCUUCGAGGAGUGCGACGCUGACGGUGACAAGUACAUCGCCCUGGAGGAGUGGGCCGGCUGCUUCGGCAUCAAGGAGCAGGAUGUGGACACCGACCUCCUCAUCUAAGUUCCGUCUCCCACAAGCAGAGGCGCCACACAACUAGUCGCUUCUUUCGGGACGAGGUGCUCAUCGCUAAGUUUAAGAAAAAAGAAAUGUUUUAAAAAAACAGUUUUGGUGCUAAUUGCUCUUUUUUUAUUUUAAGUAACAAUUUUUCUGCCUUAUACCACUAUUAAACAAGCAAAAAUUCCAAAAGCGAAACAUGCACAAACUAACGUCAAACUAAAGACUUCUGAUGUAAAUGUUUUUUUUUUUUCAUCAUAUUUAAAUUUCUUUUUACGGGCUUCCAUUGGACAUUAAUUAGACUAAAGUGUAAAAGUCCAAAAAUAAAGUUUGGAAAUAAACAUUCCCUGCGCUUGCU